CAACCUUAGAGAGAGAGAGAGAGAGAGAGAGCAACACAAUGGCUGAUCCGGCUGCUAUCAUAGCUAGCUGGUUCACACCCUCUUCCCUUUUCAUUAUCGUAAACCUCGUCAUCGGAACCAUAGCAAUCACUUCUCGCUUUGGUGCCCCCAAAAGGGAAAUCCACGAACCCCAACUCGUUCGCUCACCCUCCCUGUUAGAACGAGUCAGGUCCUUCAAUUUCUCCUUCAACAAAUACGAACCAACACACGCAGAAACAGAGUAUGCCCCAACCCACCAACCCGAAUCCGAAAACCCGUGCCCGAACCCGGACAACCCGCAACUGGUUCGAACUCCCUCCCUCUUGCAGCGGCUUCGGUCCUUGAGCUUCUCGCGUCGAGAGCAAGAACCCGAAAGUGAUGGUCCGGAUCCAAAACCGGGUCGUGAUUCGGGUAAUGCGGAGAUGAGGAAAUCGGCGAGCGAGAGGGCGGGGUCAAUGAAGUGUGAGUGGGAGGAGGAUGAAGAAGCGGUGGAGCGGCGGAGGCCGGCGACGGCGAGAGGUGAGACGACGUCGUUAAGAGAAGACGAAGAGGUAGACGCGAAAGCUGAUGAUUUUAUAAACAGGUUUAAGAAGCAACUGAGGUUACAGAGGGUUGAUUCUCUUCUCCGUUACAGAGAUAUGCUCAGAGGAAAUUGAGAAGAGAAGAGAAACCCUUCUUCACUUUAAAGUCAUCAUUGACGGUGAAGAAGGAAAAGCACAAAACAAGGCAGGCUUAACGUCUCUUGUAAAACGUUAAAAAGGUCGUCGUCGUCGUCGGCUCGUCGUCCGUCAUCAUCAUCAUGGUAUAUGGAAUAUGCGUGUGCGUCUCUUCGUAAUUAGGUGAUGUUCUUUUACCAAACAAGAAAAAAAACUGGCUAAGUUUGUUGUAUCAGUGCUUGGAAAAUAACAGUAGAUGCGUGGAUUGGUUUCGUAAAGUGAUGGAAUAAAGGUUUCCAUCUACUUAUUUCUUCACUGUCAAUGGUAUAUGGAAAAUAUGUGGGUUUAAAUUUUUUUACUUAGAAAGUUAUCAUUUUUUUUUUUAAACACAGAUAUUUUUAACUGAAGAUAAUUUUGUUUGGGGUGAGUUUAAAGUU
Gastrolobium bilobum is the source of this 1111-nucleotide messenger RNA. Its product is annotated as pathogen-associated molecular patterns-induced protein A70-like. The record is from RefSeq and is a predicted model, not a curated record. The transcript has a single exon. Bases 39 to 674 code for a protein of 211 amino acids. NCBI's taxonomy places the organism in Eukaryota, Viridiplantae, Streptophyta, Magnoliopsida, Fabales, Fabaceae.